CAGCGCAGGCGCAAAAGGCUUCAAGAUGGCGGCGGUAGCGGCAGCUCGAGCGGUUACCGUGGGCUCCGGGCUCCGGGGCCUGCCGCCGACGCUGCCCUUGGUCGUGGUUCUUGGGGCCACGGGCACCGGCAAAUCCACUCUGGCGUUGCAGCUGGGCCAGCGGCUCGGCGGCGAGAUCGUCAGCGCUGACUCCAUGCAGGUUUAUGAAGGUCUAGACAUCAUCACCAAUAAGGUUUCAGCCCAAGAGCAGAACCUGUGCCGGCACCACAUGAUCAGCUUUGUGGAUCCUCUUGUGACAAAUUACACAGUGGUGGACUUCAGAAACAAGGCAGCUGCUUUGAUUGAAGAUAUAUUUGCCCGAGACAAAAUUCCUAUUGUCGUGGGAGGAACAAAUUAUUACAUUGAGUCUCUGCUCUGGAAAGUCCUUGUCGACACUAAGCCUCAGGAGAUGGGCACUGAGAAAAUGACUGACCGGAAAGUAGAACUUGAGAAGGAGGAUAGUCAUGUACUCCACAAACGUCUGAGUCAGGUGGAUCCAGAAAUGGCUGCAAAGCUGCACCCCCAUGAUAAGCGCAAAGUAGCCAGGAGCUUGCAAGUAUUUGAAGAAACAGGAAUUUCUCAUAGUGAGUUUCUUCAUCGCCAACAUGCAGAGGAAGGUGGCGGUCCUCUUGGAGGCCCUCUGAAGUUCUCUAACCCUUGCAUCCUCUGGCUUCAUGCUGAUCAGAAAGUUCUAGAUGAGCGCCUGGAUAAAAGGGUGGAUCAGAUGCUUGCUGCUGGGCUUUUGGAUGAACUCAGAGAUUUCCACAGACGCUAUAAUCAGAAGAAAGUUGCAGAAAAUAGCCAGGACUAUCAACAUGGUAUCUUCCAGUCAAUUGGCUUCAAGGAAUUUCACGAGUACCUGAUCACUGAGGGAAAAUGCACACCAGAGACUAGUAACCAGCUCCUAAAGAAAGGCAUUGAGACUCUCAAACAAGUGACCAAGAGAUACGCCAGGAAGCAGAACCAGUGGGUUAAAAACCGGUUUUUGGCCAGACCUGGUCCCAAUGUUCCUCCGGUAUAUGGCUUAGAAGUAUCUGAUGCUUCGAAGUGGGAGGAGUCUGUUCUUGAACCUGCUCUUGAAAUUGUACAGAGUUUUAUCCAGGGCCACAAGCCUGAAGCCACUCCAGUGAAGGUAUCAUAUACUGAAAUAGAGAACAAGAGAAGUCGCCAUGUAUGUGAACUUUGUGAUCGAAUCAUUAUUGGGGACCGAGAGUGGGCAGCGCAUAUAAAGUCCAAAUCUCACUUGCACCAGCAGAAGAAAAGAAGAAAACUGGACUCAGAUGUUAACACCGUAAAAGUGAUUUCCCCGGACUGUAACAAUGAGCAUAUGGAGAAGAGAUCCCCAGGGCUGAAUGAUGAAGAGCUGGACGCCAGUGUUUAAGAGACAAUUUGAGUGGCCUAGGCAGUAUGGCUGGAUCUAGUUCAGGAAGAGAAAGCAAUUCCACUCUGAGUUCAGGGGUGCUGUCCCGACUCCCACCGUUUCUUUCAUGCAGUGGUGUGCUUUGAGAAGUCUCAUGUCCUUUGACUUGGAAAUAACAAGUCUGGUGUUCUCCUUACAAGGCUGACUAAUGUAUCUAAUAAUGAAUUUAAGAAGGGUUUGUGGUUUUGUGUGUGUGUGGGUUUUGUUUUUUAUUUUUACACUUUAAGAUUCUUUGGUUUUCAGUCUCCAGGCCCAUAACCUGGUGGUUCUUGGAACUACUUGAAGCUCUGUGCUCCCACCUCACUCCCAGUGAAUCUCUGGGGCCCAUAUAGUGCCUGGGAUUGAACCUUGGCCUUUUGCAUGCAAAGCAUGCACUCAGCCCCUUGAGCUAUUUCUCUGGCCCAAAAUUCUGUUUUUAAAAUAGCACAUGACAUUUUCUUACAUUGAGGGUCUUUUGGGGGGAUGAAUAACAGGAUUACCAUAGCCCUUAAGAAGGAAGUCUUGGGGCUGGAGCAAUGGCACAGCGGGUAGGGCGUUUGCCUUGCAUGCAGCCAGUCUGGGUUUGAUUCCCAGCAUCCAUAUGGUUCCCUGAGCACCACCAGGGGUAAUUCCUGAGUGCAGAGCCAGGGGUCAUCCCUGUGCAUCGCCGGGUUUGACCCAAAAAGAAAAGAAAAAAAGAAGUCUUGGGGGCCGGAGUGAUAGCACAGUGGAUAGUGGAUUUGCCUUGCACACGGCUGACCCAUGUUCAAUCCCCGGCAUCCCUGUGGUCCCCUGACACUAACAGGAGUAAUUCCUAAGUGCAGAGUCAGGAGUAACCCCUGAGCAUCGUCGGGUGUGACCCAAAA
Sorex araneus (European shrew) is the source of this 2304-nucleotide messenger RNA. RefSeq names its product tRNA isopentenyltransferase 1 (gene TRIT1). NCBI's taxonomy places the organism in Eukaryota, Metazoa, Chordata, Mammalia, Eulipotyphla, Soricidae. The coding region runs from base 26 to 1420 and encodes 464 amino acids. Gene Ontology annotation, molecular function: tRNA dimethylallyltransferase activity; ATP binding. Gene Ontology annotation, cellular component: mitochondrion. The transcript has 11 exons. Gene Ontology annotation, biological process: tRNA modification. The record is from RefSeq and is a predicted model, not a curated record.